Messenger RNA from Rhizoctonia solani, 270 nucleotides. RefSeq lists its product as uncharacterized. The transcript has 5 exons. NCBI's taxonomy places the organism in Eukaryota, Fungi, Basidiomycota, Agaricomycetes, Cantharellales, Ceratobasidiaceae. The record is from RefSeq and is a predicted model, not a curated record. Bases 1 to 270 code for a protein of 89 amino acids.
AUGGGACCGUCGGGAGUGCGAAAGACGGGCUUUACUGACGAGUCGAGCGAUACAUCGAUGAAUAUGGUGGAAUGGACAUGGAGUUGGUGUUCGACGUUCAAUUGGCUUGGUAUUCUCGGCUGGACUGAAUUUGCCUCUCGACCCGUGUGGACUGUGGACUCGAAAAUCCGCUUAUUCUGCCUUGAUGGAGGAUUCAGCAGCGUGCUAGGACCGGUCUUCAACAUCCGGCUUGGGAUGGGUCAGCAGAUGAAGGCUAUGCCUCAGUUGUAA